CCACUGCACAAACCAGUUCAAUUCCAUUUUCGGUAUUUAGAGCAACCAACUAAUCAACCACACCCAACAAAAAUGGCAUUCAAAUUCAUCGCCUUCUUCGCCCUCUGCAUAGCUGCCGCCAGCGCUGGUGUUAUCGUGCCCGGAGCUCCUUUGGCCGCUGUCGCUCCAGCACCUUUGGCAGUUGCCGCACGUGUUGAGGAAUACGACCCACACCCCCAAUACACCUACGGUUAUGAUGUGAAGGAUGCUCUGUCCGGUGACUCGAAGACUGCUGUGGAAACCCGUGAUGGUGACAUUGUUCAAGGUCAAUACUCUUUGAAUGAUGCUGAUGGCUACCGUCGUAUUGUUGACUACACCUCCGAUCCAAUCAACGGUUUUAACGCUGUUGUGCGCCGUGAACCUUUGGUUGCGCCCGUUGUUGCUGCCGCCCCAGUAGUAGCCGCACCCGCUCCAAUAGUCAGAGCCGCUCCUCUGGCCGCGCCCGCACCACUCGUAGCUGCCGCUCCAGCUCCCCUUGUUGCCGGACCAGCAGUGGUGAAAACUCAAUUCGCUUCUCCACUCAUCUCUUACGCCUACUAGAAAUGUUGGACUGAAAUUUUGCCAUUAGAUUUUAUUAAUGAAUAAAGCCGAAAAUACCUACAUACAAACAAAAA
Molecule: messenger RNA, 653 nt
Organism: Ceratitis capitata (Mediterranean fruit fly)
Lineage: Eukaryota; Metazoa; Arthropoda; Insecta; Diptera; Tephritidae
Product: larval cuticle protein A2B
Exons: 2
Coding region: 73-579 (168 amino acids)
Cellular component (GO): extracellular matrix
Source: RefSeq, a predicted model, not a curated record